AUGAUUCAUGGAUGCAUUACCGUUGGCUACUCAAAGAAGUUGCCAAAUGUAUCUACAUUCGUCUAUCCGACGGCAUAUCGAGACGAGACGAUAAUAGACGACUAUCAUGGCAUAAAGGUUGCUGACCCUUAUCGCUGGCUGGAAAGAUUAGAUACACUAGAGACUCAACAGUACAUGAAUGAGCUGAAUGCUGUCUCCGAACCGUUUCUUGCAGAAGCUCCUAAUAGAGAACAAAUAAGAAAAAAACUGAAUGAGCUAAAUGACUAUGAAAGAUUUACUUCUUUGGGCAAGAAAGGCGACUUCUACUACUACCGACACAACAAAGGACUACAAAACCAAGAUGUUAUUUUUCGACAGAAAACCCUUGUAGAUGAUGGUGACAUAUUCCUGGACCCAAGUGAUCUAUCUGCUGAUGGCACUGCUUCAUUGGGCACUAUGUCGUGGAGUAUGGAUGGCUCCAUACUCGCAUAUGUUGUUAGCGAAAAGGGCAGUGAUGUGUCUAGCAUCAGGUUCCGCGACGUUCAUAAACAUGAUCUUGCGGACAUUAUAGAAAAUGUCAAGUUCACAUAUCCCUCUUGGUUGAAGGACAACUCUGGAAUUUUCUACAGCGCCUACCAGAGCAGAGGCGUCUCACACUCUUUAUCACAAAAAGAUGAGAAUCAAACAAUUUACUUUCACAGGCUUGGGACGGACUCUACAACGGAUAAACUUAUCUACGGCACUAAUUUACCAAUAAUUGGCGGAUAUGUCACGAAUGAUGGGAAGUAUCUUAUGAUACACAUCGGAUCCGACGUCUCAAAGAACAUAUUGUACUACUACGAUCUAUCCGGUUUCAACAUCACUCGAGAAGAAGCGAUAAAUCCUAGACCGAUUUUUGACCAACUCGAUGGGAGAUAUGUGUACAUUGACCACGACAAUGACUCUAUGUUGAUACUUACAAAUAGAGAAGCGCCGAAUUACAAAAUAAUUCGGGUAUUUCUAAUGAAUGGAUCAGUUGCGGAUGUUGUUCCCGAGGACGAGCUCAGUACUAUAGUGGCUGCGUAUGCUGUUGCAUCAAAUCGUUUACUGAUACAGUAUCUUAAAGAUGUAAAGCAUACGCUUCAAGUACACGAUCUUCAAAGUGGAACACACUUGCACACGCUAUCCUUGAUGAAGGGGUCUCGUUUUUAUGAUUUGCAGUUUCAGACAUAUACCAUCGCGGACGUUGUAAGUAAGAAAAGCCAGGACGAGGUGUUUUUUACUCUCGAGACUAUGAUAACUCCGGCAAUUCCUUAUCGCAUGGAAUUUUCCAAAAAUAUAUCGAAUCCGAAGUUAGAGAGACUACGACAGGGCGUAGCAAAAGGGACAUCAAACGAAGAUGAAAUCUCCGUGCAGCAGGUGUUCUACAGUAGCAAAGAUGGAACAAAGAUUCCUAUGUAUAUAAUAUCUUCGAGGAAUAAGUCAGAAAAUGAUGAUACGCCUGUUCUACUUGAAGGUUAUGGUGUAAGACCUAUGCAUCAGUUCAACAAUGAUGCUAAUCACUUCAGACUGGCUAUCACUGGGGUGUCAAAUGGAGGAUUGCUGGUGGCAGUAUGCGCACAACAACGACCUGAUCUUUAUGGUGCCAUAGUGGGCGAUGUGGGAGUGUACGACAUGCUACGCUAUCACAAAUUUACUAUAGGAGCAAUGUGCAUAGACGAGUUCGGUAAUCCAGAUAAGGCAGAAGAUUUCAAAUUUAUAUACAACUACUCCCCGCUGCAUAACAUUCGUUAUCCCAAACGUGGACAGUGGCCUUCAACAUUGAUGAUGACUGCAGAUCAUGACGAUCGUGCAGUGCCUAGCCAUACUCUUAAAUAUGCUGCAACUCUCUAUGAUACUGUGAAAGUCCACCCACAGCAAACCAAUCCGCUUCUAUUCCGCAUCGAGCAUGAUGCUGGCCAUGGAUUUGGAAAACCGUUAAACAAGCAAAUAGCUGCAACAGUUGAUGUAUUCAGCUUUCUUCAAAGAGUGUUGAAACUUGAGUGGAAGAACUAA
This is a messenger RNA of Cylicocyclus nassatus, 2013 nucleotides long. The record is from the annotation of a GenBank genome assembly. NCBI's taxonomy places the organism in Eukaryota, Metazoa, Nematoda, Chromadorea, Rhabditida, Strongylidae.